AUGAGUUCCACAGACAUAUUUCACUCCAAGAGCGAUCGCCACUUGCCCAACAGCGCCUUCAUCACCGUUUUCGGAGUUUUGAUGAUUGUCACCGCCCCUCUCUUCGUCCGAGUCUAUGGUGAAUUGGAGUUUCGUUUUUCUAUGUUGAAGAUCAUGCUCAUUAUCGGCAUCAACAUUAUGGCUCUCGUGAUCACUUGUGGCGGAGCCCCUAACCACACCGCGAUUGGCUUUAGCUAUUGGAGCAACCCCGGGCCUUUUGUCCAGUACAUUGGCGUUUCGGAUCUCUGGGACGCUACCUGGGGUCCUGGAGGACGUUCAACAAUGCUCUCUAUCACUAAUUCUAAGCCCGUGCUAACAUCUACUCACUGA
This is a messenger RNA of Penicillium arizonense, 369 nucleotides long. RefSeq lists its product as uncharacterized. Gene Ontology annotation, molecular function: amino acid transmembrane transporter activity. Bases 1 to 369 code for a protein of 122 amino acids. The record is from RefSeq and is a predicted model, not a curated record. Gene Ontology annotation, biological process: amino acid transmembrane transport. NCBI's taxonomy places the organism in Eukaryota, Fungi, Ascomycota, Eurotiomycetes, Eurotiales, Aspergillaceae. Gene Ontology annotation, cellular component: membrane. The transcript has a single exon.